AUGAAAGUUUCUUUUAAAGUACUUGCCGAAAAAGAUAUCGAGUCUGCUUUGGAGUUUUUUGAGAUUGUAAAGAAUUUCCAAUCAUCAUCAUUUUUUACAGAUUUCCAAAUCACAACAUCAGAAACGAUCGACAAACAGAAUCGACGAGAACGACGCGCAAUCCUAACAAAUAUCACGAAACUCAAUGCCUUCGUGACAGGAUACCGUGAUUACUUUCUUGUUUCUUUACGUGAUAAUAGAACAAUUAGUAACUUAGCAUCUGAUUCCGUUGAUGCUUCUCUUUUGAUGAAAUCGUAUCAAUUACUUUUUGAAGUAUUGGAGAAAAGACGCGAGGAUUUGAUGAGAAUACUUUUGUUUCAAGAUCAAUUUAUCGUGUUUGCCACUCGCAAACUUUUGUUGGACUGGAUUUUUGUGGCUGAUUUACAUUAUUAUCAGACGAAAAAAGACACCUUAUCCUCACUAUUAUCUUCGUUUACCCGAAUACUUUGGAGAUUUUUUGACGAGAUUAAUGAUCCAAAUAACAUAAAAGACAGCAACAAAAGUAAUCAUCCUAGAUAUUACUUGGCAGUGAAUGCGAUUCUCGAAAUCUACCAUCAAAUUCUUAAAGAUUAUAGAAAACGGUUACGUAGUCAACUUAAUGUAAAAGACAAAGGUUAUGUAGGAGGAAGAAUUGAUGGUGAAAAUGUGGCGAAACAAAUUCUUCUUAUGCGAGAUAUUUGGAAAUGGAUUAUAGAGUUCAUUAAAUUUUUGAAUAGUACAAGGGAAAAGAUGACCACCAGCACCGCAAAUUCCGAAAAUCAUCAUCACAAACGACUACAAGAUGAUGCUGUUGAUUACUCCAUUGUAAUUGUUCCCAUAAGACGAGUGCUCGAGAUUUUAUUGUUGAUUUCUAAAUCCGCAGAUAAUGAUAUCUCGUUGAUAUCCACAGUUCUGUUCUCCCAAACUCAGUACACUUUACAUCUACUGACCAAUCUUACGCCACUUAUUCUGGAUAAAAUGCUGUUCUCCUCAUAUGACGAAUACACCGAAUUCUUUUAUACACCGCCAUCUUCACAAUCAUCUUCGUUAUCACAGACAUCACGACCUACAAUAAUUUACGAUCGUGAAUGUCUGAAACGCGUAUCUAUUAUAUACAUGUCAUCGGUCAUUAGACUGAUUGAUAUCUUCACCGAACAAAAACAAGAUGACGAGGAUAAUGAGGAUGAUGGAAAAACGUCUAAUAAAAUUCUUAUUGAUUUUGCGAGUACAAUUAAUAAAAUUGAGAUUUAUAAAAAUUAUAAUAUGUUGAACGAAGUUAUUAAUACUGUUAAAGAAUUGCUAGAAAGUUCAAAAUUAUUAAGCUUUAUUUCUCGCUUGUUUGGUGAGAAUGAUGGUGACAUGAUUUCAUUUAUUUUGAGCAUGGUUCAAUUGGCUACACGAUUUUCAAAAUUUGAACAGAGAAUAGAAGAGUUGACGAAAGACAAAAAAGAAAAAAGAUUCGUGGAGCAAGUUGGAGAUGGCGAAGGCGUGGAGGAAGAGAAUGAUCAAGAUGAUGAAAGGGAGAAUGAUAAAGAUGAACAAGGAGAAAAGAAGGACGACGAUAUUGAUGCGGAAUCAAAUAUCGAGAUGGAAAUUGAAUUAUCAUCACCUCAGCAAAAAAUACUCGUCAAAUUCUUGAACAUGUUUGUGAACCUACGGCAAGUUAUCGAAUCUUUAAUGUCUAAACAUUUGUUUCCGUAUAACGCUACUUCGUUAGUAAGGCGAAUUAAACAGGUGGAGGAGACUUUAAUAAAUUUAUUUGAGAACGAGAAUAAUAACAAUUAUCUUUAG
Molecule: messenger RNA, 1809 nt
Organism: Ambispora leptoticha
Lineage: Eukaryota; Fungi; Glomeromycota; Glomeromycetes; Archaeosporales; Ambisporaceae
Source: the annotation of a GenBank genome assembly